Messenger RNA from Eurytemora carolleeae, 4772 nucleotides. RefSeq lists its product as uncharacterized. Gene Ontology annotation, cellular component: nucleus. The record is from RefSeq and is a predicted model, not a curated record. The transcript is spliced from 10 exons. The coding region runs from base 263 to 3751 and encodes 1162 amino acids. Lineage: Eukaryota; Metazoa; Arthropoda; Copepoda; Calanoida; Temoridae.
CAGCAAGGUACAAAUGAAGUCAGCUGUAGGUUCUAAAAUGGCGAUCAACAAAGAGAAUUGACAAGAUUUUUUAUAAAUUUUCCUCGUAAUUCCUUAAGAAUGUGUCAAAGUUAACAAUAAACAGUGAAAAAACAAAGAUGCCGUAUCUUACAAGUUUCAAUGGCUCAGUCUUGGUAGAUUUCUGGACCACGCCCAGACCUCUGCACGUCUCUAGUUUUGUUCUCAGUUCAUAAAUUAAUGAACAUGAUAAAACGAGUGUAGGAUGACGGUGUGUCCUGUGUGCAGGGUUGAGGUUGUUAAUCUCGUCUCACAUAUUGAGAUUCACACUAAAUCCGAUAUUGUCGGUGCUCUCAUCAACCAGGAGACACAGAGAUGUCUGGGAUCAAAUUCAUUAGAUGCAGCCCUGGAUAUCCAAGCUCCAGGUGGGUCGGAGAGUAGAGAAGAUGGAGAGGAUAAUCAUAAUGGACCAAUACAUAUUCAGAGAACCCUGAACAACUUUAGUAUUAUUAAUAACAUUAAUCCUCAGUUUAUUCCUCCAUCAUCAACUCUAGUGUCAGGAACCUCAAGCUUUGCCCAACAAUCCUCAUCCAAUAUCCUUCAUCAUGAAAACUCAAAUUUAAUUCAACCCGGAUCCUCCAGUGUGGAAUCAGCUGGAACAUCUGGUAUCCUUCUCCCUGGAACCUCGAAUAUAAUCCAACCAGGGAACCUUAAACCUGCGUUCCAACCAUCUGUAAUGGUUCCCUCAAUGAUUGGAAACCAUAUGGUUUGUGGUGGAAUACUGCCGGUAAAUGUGAUGGGUAGUUUAUCUAGUACUCCUCUACUUUUCCCUCAGGUGAAUGGUCCUACACUUCUGAUCAAUGUACCCAGCUACUUCUCCUACCAGGGGAUCCAGGGCAUGCCGGGGAUGAUGGUGCCAAGCUUCUACGGAAACCAGAUCGCCACAGCCAACAGCAACACAUCCUUAUCCUAUGUCGUUGUUCCGUCGUCCACUACAACAACAGCUGUUUUGUCUGAAGUAAAAGUAUCAUCUGCCCAGGACAGUUCUCCUGCUGUAACUGCGUCUGUGUCAAGUGCUGUAACAGCACCAGUUGUUACUCCAAUGGAAGUUGAGGAAGACGAGGAUCCUGUUGAAGAUACUUCUGAUGAUCUUUCCGACGAAGGAGAAAAUGAAGAGGAUGGCAGUGAACCUGUAAAAGUAGGAAAUGUUCGACCAACCACUGUACGAUCCCCUUCUCCCAUCCCUGGUCCUAGCGAUAUCACAUCUAAGGUUACUAUUCUCUCUUCAAUUCUAGCCAAGAACCUUUCUCCAGAGAAGAGUAAAGAUACCAAACAAGAAACAAGUAUUCAACAAUCUGUAAUUAGUCACAUGGAUUCCUCUAGGCUGUUUAGAACUGGAAAAGACGUCCCUAUUAGCCAACCUUGGUCCGUGAGCUCGGUUCAGGAUAGUCUGCUACCUAGAGCUGAACUCCAAGAAAGGAUACCACCCGUAGAAGACGAGGACGAGGAGAAAGAGAAAUUAAAUCAAGAGAAAACUGAACUUCCUCAACUUAAUAUAAACUUUCAAGAUAUGUUUCCAGCACAUCUUUCUGGACCUUCAUCCAGUUCUGGUAGAGCUAGACCGGCAACAUCAUCUGUGAUAGUUAGUCUUAAUUCUGUGUCAGAACAGUCAGAACCUAUUCCAGGUAAACCCUUAUCUCCAGGUGGUCCAACUACCAUAAAUACAGUUGAAGCUCUCCACUCUGCUCUAGCUUGUGAUUCUGAUGUUCAGUUGGUUGUAUCCAACCAGCUCAUGGAGACACCGGAGUUCAAGGCGUUGAUGCAGGAUAUGGAGCAUUCAUCCAUCCUGGACCAAACCUCGGUCCCCGCCUCCUCUGUACGCACUCCAGUAGAGAACCCUGACCUAGAUUUCACUAGCCACGAGAGUGUGAGCACAAGCUUUUCCUCGGAGUCAACCAGAGAUCAAUUCGAUCAUCCUCAACACAUCCUUUCAUUCCCACCUCCAUCAGAGGACGAUUUAACCCUUCAGGAUCUGAUUGCAGUUGAGACGAUUGACGAAUCUCGAAUGCCCGAGGACGACGAUAUCUCCUGGACUGGUCAACUGUCCGCCGACUCAUUUCAGUAUAUUUCUAAUAUUAUUGAAAACAAUAAACCCGACGAAUUGUUUAAAUGUGACAAAUGUGGACUCCACUACGGAUCCCUGUGCGAGUACAAGGAUCACUCUGUUGUGUGUCAUGUUUACAGGAAGGAUAUGAUAACCAAGACUAAGAAACAAACCAUGUUCCCUGAUCUCCGGAUUCCUCCAAGUUCAACUAUAACUAGCAGAGCACAAACCUUCUAUACCCAUGUAAAGCUUGAGCCCCCAGAGCACUUUAGAUUAGUCAAAUCCGAGCUUACAGUAGCAAACCAGGAUCCUCUAGCUGCUUCAACAAAUCAUUGGAAAUGCGCCCAAUGUAAGAACGUUUUUGACUCUGGACCAAGUCUACUCAGACACCUGGAUGAAAUCAAGGCAGCUAAGAUCAAGUGUCUGAGCUGUCACAAGGUGUUCCUGGAGAAAGAUGCUCUCGUAGAGCACAGUAAUCUAGCACACCCUAAGAAGUUGGUUAAGCUGAAGAGGGACCCGGAGCAGAGUAUUGAUGAUUAUCUGAAAAAUCUUCUUCCAAACGAGAUGGGAGAGUUCUCUUGUGAUAGGUGUGAUCGAGCGUUUGGAGAAAAGAGCAUGUUGCUUAAACACAUGACUUGCCACUUCAAUGCUAAACCUUUUGAAUGUUUAGAAUGCGGGAAAAGAUUUGCAAAACUAACCUUGAUGAAAGAACACACAAAAAGGCAUUUUGAACCCAAGAAGUACGCAUGCUUGUAUUGUGAGAAAACGUUCUUUGUUCCCGGAAAGUUGAAAGAACACAUGAGAAUUCAUACUGGCGAAGCCCCAUUGAAGUGUGAUAUAUGCAGCCGAGGAUUUAAACGUCACAGUAAUUUGUCAGAGCACAAAAGAACCCACUACCCGAGCGAGGUGAAACCUGCGAAGGAGUUGUUCUGUCCAACCUGCGGAGAGCAGUUUAAAACUAAAAGAGAACUAGACUGGCACGUGGAGGAGGUUCAUGAAAGGGUUCCGAAGAAAUGUCGGUUUUGUGGAGAUUGUUUUGUUCACUCUAGUUCCCUUACUCGGCAUAUCAGAUUGAAACAUGAAAAUAAUUUCCGCCCUGAAAAGAAGAAUGCGAGCCUGUACUCCAACUGUCCCAUUUGUGAUCUGGUUUUUAACAAGACCUCAAUUAACAAACAUAUCAGAGUGGUUCAUCGGCAUGAGAGAAAUUUUCCUUGUGAGAUUUGUAAGAAACUGUUCGUCUCUAAGAGUAAUCUGGAAAGUCACAUGUGGCAGCAUAAAAACAAACGACAGAGACCGUUCAAGUGUACACAAUGCAAUAAGGCAUUUUUACGGAACAAUCAGUUGGUUGCUCAUCAGAGAACCCAUCAGGGGAUCAAACCAUUUGUAUGUAACGAGUGCGGGGUUCAGUUCACCAUGAAAACUAAUUAUAAACGACAUGUGGAGGAGCAUUCAGGCACCAGAAAUUUCUCCUGUACAGUUUGUACUAAAACGUUUACUAGAAGUUACUAUCUAACAGAUCACAUGAAGGUUCACAGCGGGGAAAAGCCCUACAUCUGUGGUAUCUGUGGUAAAACUGCGGCAACAAGAUCAAACUACAACAGCCAUCUGAAGACCCACGCUACCAGGGAACCUGUUAACUCUGAGGUUUAAAUCAAUCAAUCAAUCAAUCCACAAUAAUUGACAAUAAAGUGAUACUGGCUCCGACGCGAAUACUAAAUGAAUUUGAAACAAUGUGAAAAGUAUUCGUGAGAAGGAUUUGAUCUCUAUUCUCUAGUUGUAAUUUAUUAUCAUCUACUAUGUUUAUGUUUAUGUACAGAUCCUCAUACACGUACCAUCCUAACCACUGUACAUACAGUGGGACCUAUAAAACUGUGGAAUAGGAAUAGAUUUUAAACAGUCUAAUUGACGUCAAGUACUAUUGUACUAUGAACACUGUACAGUGAGUCACUGAGUGUAUACUUAAUAUUCUGUUUUAAAGCUAUUGCGUUAUAAGAUUAGCUAAUCGUCGUUUUCAUAUUCCAAAGUUUUAUGGGUCUCACUGUACCUAAUCCCGAAAAUUUAUUUAAUUUUUAGCAAAUUCAACCAUUUUGUGAUCAUGGAGAUAUGAGUUGUAAUGUAUAUUGUAUAGUUCAUCUCUUUAUCGACUAGUUAAUGUUAGAUUAAGAAUUUGUAUAAAUCCGUUGUAAUCAAUCCGCUUGAAGGGGGGGGGGGGGGUAUUUUGUCCAUUUUAAAAUCGUUGCAUGGAUUCAUGCAUUAAGACGAUAGGUACUACAUUAGACUUCUUGUUAUGAUCAGAGAACAUAUUUUUGAAGGAAAAUAUUGCAAAACCAAGCUGUUUAAAACCUUCCUUCGUAAUUCAUCAAUAUUUCUUUUUAAAUCAUUUCCCAGAAUUGAUUCGUGAUAAUCGAUAAUUCAUUAAUUCGGACAAUUAUUUAGAUUAUUUUAUUGCAAAAUACUUAUCCUUUGAGUUAAUUGCGAUUAUAAAUAUAGACUUAAAUUCUAUCAUUUUUGUAACUUUUAGACCUUAUUUUUGUCGAAUCUGCAUUUGUUUUUUAUUUUGUAAAUGUUUUUUAUUGUAACGGAUUUGAGGGAAUUUGAGAGGGGUUAUUUACAUGUUAAGCUAAAUUUCCAUUAGUUGUAAUUAACAAAUUGAAAUAAAUUUGUAAUGGAU